Messenger RNA from Oldenlandia corymbosa var. corymbosa, 3315 nucleotides. NCBI's taxonomy places the organism in Eukaryota, Viridiplantae, Streptophyta, Magnoliopsida, Gentianales, Rubiaceae. The record is from the annotation of a GenBank genome assembly.
AUAGAUGAUCAUGCGACUCAUGUACCACAUUACAAAGAACACAAGUUUACUCAUUCUCACAAAGUCAUGGUUUAUCAAGUAUAGAUGACUGUCCCUGGAUGACCAACCAAAGAAUGAAGUUAUGACGAGCGAUUUUGCCUCGGACAUGAAACAAUCGUGCCCAAUAAAGUUAAUACAAAGUUUUGUUUCAAUAAAAUAAGAUAAAAUAAAAUAAAAUGCAAAAUUGAUAUAUAACACAUUGUGUAAAACUUUUAUUAUAUAUCUAAACAAUAAUAAACCAAUUCUAAUGUAUACAAAUUUUUAUGAAUUCAAACACAAGAAUUAACUAUGACUUAGUUAAUUGAUAAAAUCUCCCAAACAAGAAUCGCCGGUCUUCUCCGAGGUUCAAACAUAUAUUAAAACCCCAAAUCCUCUGUUUUCAGUUUAGUUCAAGAAGCAAUGGCCCCUCUUUUAAAACCUUCCUUCCAUAUCUUUCACCACCACCACACACGGUGGCUCGUCACCGGCCUCCUCCCUCUUCCGCAAACUCUCAUCUUGCUUCUCCCGAGACUUAAUCAUUCUGUAUCUUCCCCAAUUCCUACAUUCAGACUCCAUUCUACUGUUUCUGCGGCUCAGACUCAGCAUCUGGACAAUGCCGGAACUGGUUCAGUAUCUUCACUGUCCUCCGUUCAACAACCUGAGUAUUCCUAUCAACAAAGAAUCGAUGUGAAUCCGCCUAAAGGUACCCGCGAUUUCCCCCCUGAAGAUAUGCGCCUUCGCAAUUGGCUCUUCAAUCAUUUCAAAGAGGUCUCCAAUUUAUAUGGUUUUGAAGAAGUUGAUUUUCCCAUCCUAGAAUCAGAGGCUUUGUAUAUCAGAAAAGGAGGGGAAGAGAUUAGAGACCAGCUUUACUGCUUUGAGGACCGGGGAAAACGCCGAGUAGCAUUGAGGCCCGAACUUACUCCUUCUCUCGCUAGGCUUGUGAUACAGAAAGGAAAAUCGGUACCCCUCCCUUUAAAAUGGUUUGCUGUUCAACAGUGCUGGCGUUACGAGAGACCGACAAAGGGCAGACGCCGUGAGCACUACCAGUGGAAUAUGGAUAUAAUUGGUGUACCUGACGUUACAGCUGAGGCUGAGCUGAUUACGUCCAUUAUAACCUUUUUCAAACGUGUUGGGAUCACAGCAUCUGAUGUUGGGUUCAAGAUUUCUAGUCGGAAAGUUUUGCAAGAAGUUUUGAGACGUUAUUCUGUACCAGACCACUUGUUUAGCAGAGUUUGCAUCAUUAUUGACAAGUUAGAAAAGAUUCCGAUUGAUGAAAUGAAGAAAGAGUUGAGAUCUUGUGAGUUAUCAGAGGAGAUUGUUGAGGAGCUGCUGCAAAUUCUAUCUGUUAAGUCUUUGGCAAAAUUGGAAGAGAAACUUGGUACAGUCGGGGCACUUGAUGACUUGAAGCGAUUAUUUUCACAUGUUGAGAAUUGUGGCUAUUCCGAGUGGAUUCAGUUUGAUGCAUCUAUUGUUCGGGGCUAACAUAUUAUACAGGAGUUGUAUUUGAGGGAUUUGUCCGGGAAGGGAGGAUGCGAGCCAUUUGUGGGGGUGGCCGGUAUGAUCAGUUGCUCUCUACUUUUGGAGGAGAUGACAUUCCAGCUUGUGGAUUUGGCUUUGGGGAUGCUGUUAUUAUGGAUGUGAGUAAAUUUUCUGGUUAUAUUCAUUCACUUUUCUUUUAUUUUUUGGUAAACUAGGUACUUCCAGUUAUCAUUGGAGGUUAUAAACUGCAAAUAUUGUGGAUAUAUUAAGUUCUUCCCAUUCAUAGUAACUUUAUAGUUCUUUAUGUUUGUGCUUUAUAGUUGCCCUUUUACUGACUUACAAUUUUGUGAAAGUCCAUUUUAGUUGUGGACGGUCUAAAUCACUUGGAGAAAAACUCUAGUUCCCUUGUAAAUUAUUAUUCGGAGAGAGGAAAGAAUAUGUUGGUUAUGAUUAAUAGCAGAUUAGUUACCUUAGUGUAGAGUGCUUGGGGGACUUCCAACUUGAUGUAAGCUUUUGCACAGACAGGAUUUUUUGGCUUAACACUCAGCCAAAAGUAUUUUGAGUAGACAUCUGAUUGCUUCUCCUGGCUUAAAUGUUUGUCUAUCAUUUGCUAUGAAACUAUUCAAAUAUGACAAGAAACUUAUACUUGUAAUCCUAUCAAAAGCCAUACCCUGGCACAAAUUUAUCAGCCGGCCUGUAGGGAUUCGUGACAUUUAUGUGAUUGCCCCUUCUUCUACCCAGCCUGGUAUUGCCUCCAUCAUUAACUGAGACUCUUCUGCAUAUAAGCUCAUAAAGAUUGUUGUUCCUUUUCUUUGUAUGAAGUUCCAAAAUUUUGCUGUUUAUUAACAUUGUAAUGAUGUUUGAGUGUUUCUCUACAUCAAUAUCUUGCUGUUACGGUAGCAUGCUCAUUAUUCAAGGCAUUACUGCACUUUUGACCAUCUCACAAUCUUCAUUUUCAACUUUUCCUUAUACUAUUUUGUUUGUGAUUUAGCUGCUUAAGGAAAAAGGUCUUCUCCCAGAACUUAGCCUCAAUGUGAAGAACAUUGUCUGUUCACUAGAUGCUGAUCUCCAAGGUGAGGCCGGUGCAAUUGCAAGCAUUCUCAGGGAGAAGGGCCAAAGUGUUGAUUUGGUAUUGGAGAAUAAACCACUCAAGUGGUAAGAACAGGUUUACGAUAUGUUUUACUAGUUCCACUUAUUGUAGAACAUGUGUGUUGAGUUUAUCUCUUAGUUUUUCCAGAUGAGCUUCUAACAUUUUGUAGUUGGUUAGCGGCUUUUGUGUCAUGUUAAUAAUUAUACUAACUCUUGCUUUGAUAGGGUGUUCAAACGAGCAGAUCGAGUCAAUGCAGAAAGGUUGAUACUGGUUGGACGUGCUGAGUGGCAGAAAGGCAUGGUAGCUGUUAAGUAUCUUUCAUCUGGCAUACAGAACGAGGUCAAGGUCGAUGAACUAGAAUAGUUUGGAUGGCUGUGGUUCGACUUUUGUACAGGCACUUUUAGUUAUUAGGUUCAUAAAACUAUUCUUUGGUGCCAUUUGCCCGAAACAAAGCCUAUUGAAGGUUAUGGAGGUUUCGGCGUUAUUUUUCUGGAGUAGAGUACUAGAUCAACAAGUAUUUGCGAAUCAGUUUUUGUAGUGAUGAAGUAGAAAGCCAAAGUGAGUUUGUUGAUAUCUUUUCGAAAUUUAACAAAAUGGUUGCAACGAGAGUAGUUGCUGAUGUAUUUGAUUGCUCACAACAAUACCUAUUAGUUCAACCCAAAUCUGCACUUGCAGAGUUGCAAUUUUGCCCAGUUUUGGAAACAAAACAGUCGAAACAAGCAAACCCG